GGCUGUGCCACUGACAUGACCCUGGCCUUGACCUUGACGAUGGAAGAGCCAGUGGGAGCCAGUAAUAGGCAGGACCCAGGGACUGGGAACAGGAGGGUUGAAUCUUCAGAGGAAGGAGGGAGUAGUGAAGCACCUCCUGCUUCUCUCUUCUUUGAAAUUUCAGACGAGGGUGCUGAGCAGGCAGAGAAGUGGAACUCGGAGUCUGACACAGAUCUGUGCAGACCGGACAGGCACAGGGGAAGGUACACACGGCUCGGUCACAGUGAGAGCCAAUCAGAAAGGCACGUCAAGGAGACCAAGUCUAAAUGUAAACGAAUUGCUCGGCUUCUAACUGAUGCACCCAAUCCCCAAAAUAAAGGAGCCUUGCUGUUUAAAAAACGCCGCCAGAGGGUCAAGAAGUAUACACUUGUGAGUUACGGGACUGGUGAUAAGCUUGACAGUGAAGACCAAAUAGAAGAGGAAACCGAAGAAGUCAGUUCAGCUGGGUAUAAUUUUGUGGCAACAAGUGAUUCUGAGUUAGAGGAGGAGUAUUCUCUUUAUCACCAGCAUCAUAAUUUUAGCCUGAAUUGGGGAAGUGUUCGAGAAAUGGAAGCGCUACCUGAGACAAAGGGGAAGGGAGUUUUGAUGUUUGCCCAGCGUCGCAAACGGAUGGAUGAAAUUGUGUCAGAGCAUGAAGAACUGAGGAGUAAAGGAUUACCUGUGGAGGCAAUAACAGAACCUGAAUGUACAGAAGCACAGAAUGUUUAUGACACGAAGGAAAUGUAUAUGCAUACUGAUCAGGCCAACUACAUGGAUGCAAGUCACAAGCAGCAUGCAGAAUACCAAGAAAAUAUUCAACAGAUGAACCACCUAGCCAAUGUGCCAAGACCCCUGGUGCCAAACAGAACUGCAAAGCCCUUCCUAGGACAUCAAGAUGGCACAACUGCUCCUAUCAUGGCUGGUGGCAUUGCGCCAGCGACAAAGAAAAGUGAACCAAGAUUCAAAGUACCUGUGCCUAUUAACACUAACCCACAGGUGUGGUCCCCAACUGGAGACAUCAUAGCCUCCAGAGAUGAGCGAAUAUCUGUCCCAGCAAUCAAGACAGGCAUCCUACCUGAGUCAAAGAGGAAAGGCACUAUCAAACAACCCUCAACAAUGCGGCAAGAAUCAGAUCCUCAUCUUCAAAGUAAAGGGGAAAGGAGGUCUUAUAUUGAGUCAGAGGAAGACUGUUUUAGUCUUGGGGCUGAAGCUUGCAAUUUUAUGCAACCCAGAACAAUAAAACUCAAGAAUCCCCCUCCAGUUGCCCCAAAACCUACCAUCAACCCUGCCUACCCACCUUGGAUGAGCAGGAGUCCCUCUGGUGAGCCAUAUAUUCCACCAAGAAGUCCGGUUUCACAGCCUUCUCAGAGUUCUGGGGGGCCUCAUAGUCAGCAUUACUCACAGCAGCAAGAUUGGGCUCAGCCUCAACAGAUGGCCAACCGUUGGGCACCAGAUCAAACUCAGGCAACACUUCAAACACCUGCCAGUGCUUGGGCUCCGGUCAACUCCUCUUCUCAGCUUCAUCCUCAGCCAACCACAAAUAGCUGGAGUCAACAGCCGCCCCGAUCCCCUGUGAGUAUGCAGGCCCACAGUCCUACUUACAGCCCGCAUCACCCACCUUCACCCUCAAGGAAUAAGUCAGGCAGUGUUCCAAACUCUGUUGCCUCUUGCCCACCACAAGCAGGGAAGUCAUACAUCCACGCAUCAAAAGCAUCGCAGGCUUCUCCAAAGGGUCAAGUCAGAGGUAUUCAUCGGGCUGGUGAUGGUCCAACUAUGGCGGGAAAAGGUGCAGAGUUGUUUGCCAAAAGACAGUCCCGUAUGGAGAAGUUUGUUAUUGAUGCUGAAACAGUACAAGCUAACAAAACAAGAUCCCCCUCCCCAACCUCAUCACUCCCAAACUCGUGGAGGUAUUCUUCCAAUGUUCGUGCCCCACCCCCUUUAUCAUACAAUCCCCUUCUUGCUCCUUUCUACCCUCCAUCAGCAACCAAGCAACCCCCUUCCAAAAGCCCCAAAGUCAAGCCUAAGACUAAAGAAAAACCUAAAGCAUCCCCAAAGCACCUAAAUGCCUUAGAUAUAAUGAAACAUCAGCCUUAUCAGUUGGACUCAUCACUGUUCAAGUAUGAGGCUGUCCCUGAGGCCAAAAGCCCCAGCCCCAAACCAACUCUAGUGUCAAAGUUUGAGGUUACUAAAAACCUUAAACAGAGAGCUGCCUCUUCUCAUUCUCCUUAUAAUGCCUCUGAGCUUGCUGUUCAGGGCAAGGCAGAAGCCCCUGCUAAGUCUUCAGCAUCGGUAAGUUCCCAAAGUUCUUCUGCCCGCCAAAACACAAGAUCACCUGAGCCUCUUGCAACUGACAAACACUUGGAUGAAAAGCGCACUGUCACACCUGCAGCUCAUCACAUAACCAACAAGCAAGCACCAAGCGCCCGACCCGCAAGCACAUCUUCCCAGCAGUCAUCUAUUGGUGACAGCAUAGCUUCAGCUUUUUCUCCUGCAUCUCUUAUUGCUAGAGGCGCACGUCAAAUGGCUCCUCGGCCAAAAUUUUCUGCUAAGAAGCCAGUAGUGACAGGCAAACAGUGGAAGCCUGUUGCUAUGCUUCAUUUGUCCUAAUACUGUAUAUGGUCAAGCUCUGGUGUAGUCAACACUGAGACGAUAGAACACCAUUACGUCUGCAACUUGCUAGCAUCUAAAAUGUCUUACUUAACUGGUGGAAAAUGAAUAGACUUUUGCACUGUCUAAAUGUAGGCCACAUCCAAAAUCACUGACAGUAUGCAGCUUCAAGGAUAUAUUUAGCUGGCAAUGUAAGGGAAACACGAGAAGGCAGUCGAAAGUACAGUGAAGCUAGUUUAAAACUGUGUGGAAUCAAUUGAAUACAAGCUAAAAUAAAUAAAUAAAUAAAUAAACAAUUUAGCAAAUUACAUCAUCUUCCUAAAACUUGGGAGGGGCAUGCGUGCUUGAAAAAGGAAAUGUGAGUCUAAAUAAUGUUGAGUGAUUCUCAGGAAUUGCUAUUACAUGUGCAAUAAUGUGUGUAGAGAACCUUGUUCAAUCAAGGUCUCUUAGUUUGACUUGUUCAUCUUUCUUUAGUUUUUUUUCUUUUAUAAGAAAUAAGAUUACAUUCAUUUGUAUGUAGCAGAAGUCAUCACUGACCCCAAAACUACACACAACAAUAACAUUUAUAAAUACAUUUAUUCAUCAAAUUUAAAUUUAUUUCUAAAAUAUUAUUUUCAUAAUUCUGUCAUCUGGGAUAAGAAUAACCCACAAUUAUAUUUCCAGAAAUGUUUGAAUCAUUUAGUGUGUUUGGGGAGAAACUGUCUAUGCACUUCUUUUUUUGGAUGCAAUUCCUUCAGUCUCAUUCCAAACUUUGAUGGUAUCACAACGGCUAAAAGCACUGACGUUAGUUGUGAUCCUUAACCCUGAUGACUUUAAAUGUUUUUUAUGUGGAUAUAUUUUCUGCAAUCGUCAGUUAUGGCCAGUUAGUAAACUGUCUCUGAAGUCAUCGGACAUUCUGUAUCUUCAUCGUUGAUGUAAAACGUGAACAGAAUAUCACAGAAGUUUGAGUUUUAUGUUAUUGAUUCACAUUAUCAAUACCAACUCAAAGUGAAAAUAGGAAACAGCUGUCUUGUUUGUCUCUGUCUUUGUUUUUCUGACAUACAUCUGUUUAUUGCACGUCUUGUACUCAGCACAAUCAUGCUAUUAAAUUUCUCUUUCCUCCUA
Molecule: messenger RNA, 3729 nt
Organism: Toxotes jaculatrix (banded archerfish)
Lineage: Eukaryota; Metazoa; Chordata; Actinopteri; Toxotidae
Gene: synpo2b
Product: synaptopodin 2b
Exons: 2
Coding region: 16-2625 (869 amino acids)
Biological process (GO): positive regulation of actin filament bundle assembly
Cellular component (GO): nucleus; Z disc; actin cytoskeleton
Molecular function (GO): actin binding
Source: RefSeq, a predicted model, not a curated record